This is a messenger RNA of Laccaria bicolor S238N-H82, 3138 nucleotides long. RefSeq lists its product as uncharacterized. The coding region runs from base 1 to 3138 and encodes 1045 amino acids. Gene Ontology annotation, molecular function: DNA binding. The transcript has 17 exons. Lineage: Eukaryota; Fungi; Basidiomycota; Agaricomycetes; Agaricales; Hydnangiaceae. The record is from RefSeq and is a predicted model, not a curated record.
AUGAGCCUUUGUAGCGACGAUAACGAAACCCUGCACGCCCUGACGCCAGGCACGAACACACCCGCCGCAUCAGCGGCGUCAAACGCCAACGUUCCCUUGCUUCCAUCAACACCGCCUUCUUCUGCCGUUGUCCCAAUUGACCCCCAGCUUCUCCACGCCGACUUCUUUCCCGCUCGGAAACCUGAUGGCAGCCUGGUUGUGGAGGAGGUGUACAAAGCCCAUCUCUUCACCAUCAGAAAGAGAGAGCCCUUGCGGGCGGCAUGCUCUCACUUCAAGAUUCGUUUUGCAAUGCGAGCCAACCUCGAUUUUCUACGGAAUGCCCUUGUCCGCCACUGGUAUCCUGCAAGAGCAACUACAAACCCAUCACCCGAUCAAGCUGUGGCCGGUCCAUCGAAAACCCUCUCUAUCACCAUCCCACCACACCCAACUCACUCUCUUGGCCAAUUGACUGGCCAAACUCAUCCAGAACUUCUUGAAGCCGAUCUUGAUAUCGACGAGGAUGUGUUGGCGAAGCAGUAUGAUGUGGGUGAGGGGGUCGCGGAAACCAUAUUUGGCGCCCUUGACACAGGUGGCCUCGAAGAGGAGGAUGAGGAUGAGGAGUUGGAGGACAUGGACCUGGACGACGAUGCAACCUAUGAGCAGUUUCAGACAAGCGUGCGCGUGUCAGCGGCUCAAAGAACGGAGGCCAACAGGAGGGCGGGAGGUAAAAAGACCCAGAAAUGUGUCGUGAAGUCGUGGAAUAUUUUUCAAAAAGAAGCUCUCGCAGCGGGAAAGCUCCGCGACGACAUAGUCGACGAACAUGCCCUGCUCCUCUUCAUCGACUUUUGUGCUAGACGUUGCAAGCGAGACCGUCGAGGAGAGUACAUACCGAACACUCGCAUUGGCGCCUCUCAAAUUAAGAAAGAGUUCUUCGGCGCCCUACGUAUCCGAAAGGUGCAAGACACUCGGGAUCCAACUCUGGCUAUCAAGCGGCCUGCCACGACCGUGCAUGUUUAUGAUGCAGUCAAGACUUGCAUGGACGAGGCCCUACAAAAUGCACGCGAGGGGCUCAUUCCUGCCGAGGAUGCCCCAGACAUCAUCGCUAACACGUUUCUUGCCCAGCUGUCAGACGAAACCCUGACACGGAUCCGAUAUGGUUUUCUGGAGCACCAAGAGCUCAAGCCAACUAUCAACAGACACCUCGCAUGGACAAUGAUGAAUGCGAGUGGUAACCGCGGAGACGACAUCCGGGCACUGUGGCUGUGUGAAAUGCAACCGUACCAAUUCUUGCAUCCUAAUGGUGAAACGACUAUCCCCGCCGUCCUCGGUUUGCAGUCGGAUAUGGAACAGAAAGCUCGGUCUAAAGGAAUGAAGACAGCAAUAAAUCCGACUUAUACAUGUUUUAUUGCACAUAGGAACCCGGAAAUGUGUCCUUUGGGCGCGUUCGCAUUGUACUUACACUAUAUUCAUGAUGUAGCCAACAUAGAUAGUAAAUAUGAUAUUGACUACACGGUGAACAAGUCGUGGCGCAAUCUUCGAUUAAUCCAUGGUUCAUCGGCCACUGUCCCGUAUCAUGAGACUGCACUCCAGAAUAUUUUUGUCCAGUCCUAUCGGAAGGCCGGCGUCGAAUCAAAUCUAAAAGCUCACCUUGCCCGUCAUAUGUUGGGAUACCAUCAAGAGAAGACGGGCGUACGAGCUGAGGAUACAUCUAAACUUGGAUGGUCGCGUGAUACCUACCAGAACACCUACGCGCCAGCACUUCCCAAACCGGCGAUAUUAGGUGCUCAUGGUUACAAAGUCCACGAGACUUACAGCCCACCAUGGACCCAGGUUGAUGUGCCCAAGUCGUUCUUAGAACUAGUCUGUCCAAUGGCAGAGAAAAACAUCGAAUUGGUGAAAGGCCUCAAAGAUCGAGUUGGUGCGACAAAUUAUUGGGAAAUGGUUGUCUGGCUUCGUCCGUAUCUAUUCCAGGCUGCUGUGGCUAUAUACCAAGCUCAACCGAAUUCCAAGCUGUUCCGACUUCCCGCGCUGGCCCGUGACGACGUCCGCCUUUGGAUGCAAAGCACCUUCCCUGCCCAUCUCGCUGCCAUCAACUCGAGCACCGCUAGCCCGGUAUGUCUCGAGCGCCUUCAAAACAAGAUCAUGCGUAAAUCUCUGGAGCAACUUCGCCAAGAGAGCAGCAUGCAAAAGGACAUUUUGCGCAACAAUACAGCCCAAAUCGAAAAGCUUACACAAAUCGUUCAGCGCCGCACAUCACAGUGGACUCCGGCAAAGGCCAUUUCGUAUGAUACCUCACGCCCUUUGUCGAAGGCGGUUGCUUGCAUCUCUCGGCAGCUUGACUUUCGAUCGGACUCAACUCUGCCACUUACGGCUGUGGGCAAUCUUGGUCCCCCAGCAUUUAUUGGUUUGGAAACUCGAGCCGCCGAAGACACAGGUGUUUACCUUGCAGCCGAUAACAGCCUUCGUGGGUUUAUUGUGCCGUCGCCUUAUUUAGCAACCUCUCCACGCCCCCGAACGGAGGUUGACCUUAUGCUGCCACCCAUCAUUGCAUUUUGUAAACCCGGUGAUGAUCUCCUCUUGGAACACCCAGUUCUCGGGCAAGGAUCUGUCCACUGGAAGGAUGUCUUUGCACAAAUUAAGCAACCUGGGCCACUUUGGGACACGUGGAAGCCAUCAAAGACACUCGAUCAGAUGUCGAUUCAGGACAUCUGGGAUUGUUACAACAUCGGCGAGGGUGUAGAGGAGAAUGGAGUUCAAACUGGGGUUAAACCCCCACUUCGGUUAGUCGAGCAAGUGUUUGGUUCAGAAUGGCGCAAAGCUGGAAAGGACAGAAAGGCCUGGCAACAGUUCCGCGAGAUCCCUGAGUGGAUUGACCUCGAGACGAAGAACAGGUUCACGGCUUCGCAAGCGAUCAUCAAACUUGAGGGGAAAAGAUCAGUGCCCGGCAAAUCACGUCUGUUAGGCACGAGCGCGCUGGUCGAACUUCUCGCCACUGAGAGAAAAGUGGCCGCAAAGUCCACGAAAGAUGGCAAUAUUUCAAACUCAACAAGUACAGCAAGCUCGAUUAGUGAAGAGACAACGUCAACAGCAUCGGGCUCGAAGCGCCGCAUGCCAACAGUUGGUGGUCGACCAAAGCCAAAGAAAGAACGGAGAUCGUAG